ACAUUUGUGUUGCCAAGCGGCGCUUUCCACUACCGCUAACCCCGUCCUGCCAAGAGACGAUAGGAGUAAUAUAGUGCGAAUUUACGCGAAAUUAUGGCAUCGACGCCUUUGAAACGUGUGCUUAUUUUUUGUUGAAUCACUUGUCAUUCAGCGUCAACUUUCAAAGUCGUAAUUACUAAAGUCAAAGAGGCAGACGAUGCUAGUCAGUUAGCCCCGGGGGUUGUCGCUAGCUGGCUAAGGAAGUUAGCCGGUUAGCUAGCGAGCCGCGUCAGCUCGCCGGAGGCUGAUAUCUCGUUUCGCGCAUUUCAAACCUGUUCACCGACCUCUGUUACGGGUUACACCGACUCCCGGGAACGAAAACGAAAUAUUCUACGCAUGGCAACGCAACAAAGGGGAGACUUAAAGUGUAUAUAAGUCGCUUGUAAAAUGAAGAGAUAGCGUUGUUUGUGCUGCUCGGCUAGUUUUCAUCUGAACGCCGCUCUUUUGUUUUGACAAAGGAAGAGGACUUGAGUUUCUCUCUUUUUUUUUUUUUAAAACAUCUUUUGGAUCUUUUUUCUUCAUACAUCUGCUUGUGGGACAGUUUAGUUUGCUUUGUUUUUGUGUCGGUAAUGGCUCCACAGAAGCAGAGCCUCCCGGCGGGGUUCGGUUCUGCGGGGUACCAGCCGUCCUCCUCUGCGGCGGCUGCAGCGAAGAAGCCCAACAUGCAACUCGUUCAAGCCGACCACGAGUUGUUCCUGCAGGCCUUUGAGAAGCCAACCCAGAUCUACAGGUUCCUCCGCACCAGGAACUUGAUCGCUCCCGUAUUCUUGCACAGGACGCUCACCUAUAUGUCCCACCGAAACUCAAGGAAUAACGCCAAAAGGAAAAGCUCCAAGGUUGACAAUCUGCUGUUCAAAGUGGAGAAGAUGAGAGGAGAACCGGAGACUCACAGCUUAGCCUCUAAUCUGCAGCUCACCUUCACCGGCUUCUUUCAUAAAGAUGGGAAGCCGUCUCAGGACUGUGAGAACGAGCAGAACUCUGUUUCUCUGGAGGUGCUGCUGGUGAAAGUUUGUCACAAGAAGAGGAAGGAUGUGAGCUGCCCGGUGAAGCAGGUCCCCACAGGGAAGAAGCAGGUCCCCCUGAACCCAGACACAAGAGCUGGAGUCCAGGCCAAGCCGGGCUCCUUCCCCUCCCUGCUGGUUCCGAGCAGCGAGUUUGAACCCAGCAACUCUCACAUGGUCAAGUCCUACUCGCUGCUCUUCAGGGUGUCGAGGCCAGGGUGCUCCUGGACGCAGAGCAACGGCCUGACCAACGGAGAGAAUCACCACAACAGAGAUUUUACAGAGGAAGUGAUCAACAGGAAAAGGAGGAGCUCCUCUCUCAGGGACGAGGGAGAAACCACAUUUGUGGCCCAGAUGACAGUCUUUGAUAAAAACAGACGUCUGCAGUUGUUGGAUGGGGAGUACGAGGUGUCUAUGCAAGAGAUGGAGGAGUGUCCAGUCAAUAAGAAGAGGGCGACCUGGGAGACCAUCCUGGAUGGAAAGCGUCUGCCUCCGUUCGAGAGCUUCUCUCAGGGUCCCACCCUCCAGUUCACGCUGCGCUGGACCACCGACUCCUCCGACCGCUCCACGGCCCCCGUGGCUAAACCUCUGGCCACCCGCAACUCUGAGACCAACCAGGACAGCAGACCCAGCACCCUGAGAGCCACGCAAACAAACGAUGUUAAAGAAACCGUAAACACCGACGUGCAAACCAGGAGAGAACUCAUCUCAGCGGAUCCACGGCAGAAACUACGCAUCUUCUACCAGUUCCAGUACAACCACAACACGCGGCAGCAGACCGAGGCCAGGGACGACCUCCACUGUCCGUGGUGCACGCUGAACUGCAGGAAGCUCUACAGUCUGAUCAAACACCUCAAGCUGUCUCACUCCCGCUUCAUCUUCAACUACGUGCCUCAUCCUAAAGGAGCCAAGAUCGAGGUCUCCAUCAACGAGAGUUACGACGGAUCGUACGCAGGAAACCCUCAGGACAUCCACAACCAGCCGGGCUUCGCCUUCAGCAGGAACGGCCCGGUGAAGAGGACGGCGGUCACGCAUGUUCUCACCUGCAGAGCCAAGAGGACGAAGCCGAGUCUGUCUGAGUUUCUGGAGUCGGAGGACGGCGAUCAGGAGCAGCAGAGGACGCUCAUCAGCGGCCACAAUCGCCUCUACUUCCACAGCGACAGCUGCGUGCCGCUGCGGCCUCAGGAGAUGGAGGUGGACAGCGAGGACGAGGGAGAGCCCGACUGGCUCCAAGAGAAGACGACUAAGCAAAUCGAGGAGUUCACCGACGUCAACGAGGGGGAGAAGGAGAUCAUGAAGCUGUGGAACCUCCACGUCAUGAAGCACAGCUUCAUAGCCGACAACCAGAUGAACCACGCCUGCCUGGUGUUUGCCGAUCAUUACGGCGAACACAUCGUCAAACACGACCUCUGCCGCAACUUCCUGCUGCACAUGGUCAGCAUGCACGACUUCAACCUGGUCAGCACGCUCACCAUCGACCGGGCCAUGGCCAGACUCCGCCUCCUCAGCAGCCAGAGAGACACGCACAGAGGGGAGGACGAGGGAGAGGAAGAGGAGGAGGAGGAGGACUGGGAGACGGCUGUGGAGUCGCAGCCCGAGCCCGAUCCAGAUCCAGAUCCAGAUCUCGAUCCGGCAGAGUACAAACCCUGCAGCAAAGAGACUAAUCAGGGCUGCUUGAAGACCGGAAACCAGCAUCAGGAGGAGAAGGAGGAGGGAGGAGCUGCGACCAGCAGGCCCAUAACUGAACGGAAACGCUCUCAAUCUGAUUCGGAUUCUAAAAUGCUAAAUGUUAAGUCGGAAGAUCCGUGAGCAGGACUUUUUGAUCUAGAAAACAGAGCUGGGAGUCAUGAAUCUACGGUCUACAUCUCUGCAGGGAUUUUAAUUUGAAGGGCAGAAACACGAUGAUGUCGCUAGUUUUCUUUUUUUUCUUUUUUUUUUUUUACAAAUUUACAUCAAGAGAGGCUUCAGAGGCAUUUCUCAAAAUUUCAAAUCUGGAAAGAAUUAGAAAAAACUGAAGCGAAAUCUUUAAAUCUUUGUAAUUUUCUUUGUAUUGUGUUCUAGAUAUAACCGGGUCAAAACUCCUGUUACCACAUCCGUUCCUCUUUGAGGUCAACCCAUCAGGUUAUUAACGACCAACAUUACAGGACAAAUCCAGAAUCAGUUCAGCUUUCAGUCUGGGGACGGAUUUGCAGACAGCUGUGUUUUUAACUUUAUCCGACAUGGGAUCCAAAAAGUUUAUUAAAUGCUGCGUCAGAUUGCUUCUCCUUCCUCUCAUUUAUCAACUACACUUUAACAAAAAGGUCUGAAACUGUAGAGAACCUUUCUGUAUUAUGUUCAGAUGACCAGUGAAGUCCAUCAGUGCCACAAACAGGAAGUUGUUUGAUCAGUCGCAGGUCACCAUGGGGAGAAUGUAACGGCCUGUUUUACUUCUGCGGGCUGAAGAAAUCUGCUGCAGCUUUUCCAAAACGUUCUGUCUCUAAUCUAAACUAAAGAACGGAUCAUUUCCUUUUGUGUUUUUUUUGUUUUUCUGGACCUGAAGCACCAAUCAGUUGGACUUUGCUGCACCAAAGGUUUUCUUUAUUACUUAACUAUUACCACAGUUAUUGAUCACACAUACCGGUACAUGAUGUUUGAACGGUUCUUCAGGGCUCCGAUCGAGCAGCUUGUACAGUUUCUAUCUCAGUCUUUUUUUUUUUUUACAUUUUCUGAACAACAACAGUGGACAUGAAGAGGUCAGAACUCUGCUGCAGUGUCGUCCUCUAAUGUCCGUCUGAUCUCUGGUAUGUAUAGACAGAAGGGCUGUCAGCGGUGAAGCGUUAACUACCAGGCGGCUCAGCUGACGAGUCAAAGGUCAUAUCGACCUGGUGGCUUCAAAUGUUUCACUUUUUUUAACGUUCAAUCAUGCCGUUUUUUUUUUUACUGUAACAUCCAUGACAAGUUCCUUUUUCCCUGUUUAAGUUAAUAUCAUAGCCUUCUAUCUUUUAUUAUAUUUCAAAAUAAAAUCAGGUUUAAAUCCAAACAAAGAAGAAAAGUAUCAUUGACUUAAGACAGUAAAGAACUUCAAAAUAAAAGCCUAACAAGAACUUGGAUGGAUUUAAACAUGUGAUUAUUCCCCGAUUACCUUUUUGAAAGAUUCAUAGAAAGAAUUAUCGUUUGACAGGUCGUUUUAUAUUUAUUACUCUGCUUGUUUUCUAAGGACUUUCCAUAAGUGAAAAAACACCUCAGACCAAUGUUUUCAGAAUUCUGGAUCAGCCCUCGACUUAAGUAAUCCAGUUUAAGGAUCUUUAUGUUUUUUUACACUUUAUUUCUUUAUGCACACUCAGACACGAACGCCUCCGCUGCAGGUUUCAUCUCUGGUGCUAGAAGCCUCGCUGCUCCUUUUCUGACAGCGAUCACAGACGCAUUCUGACUUCAUCAAAAUCUGUCUCGGGAUUUUUUCCUCCUCUUCUUCAGGAACAACAAGGCCCCGCCCCCUUUUAAGAGGCCACAACCGAAGGGGCAACAUUUUUUUGAUUUUGAAAGUUUGGCGAUGCAAAACUCUCCGUUAUCAGUCUCGGUCAACGUGUGGAAGUAUCGUCUCUGUACAGGUUCAGUUGAGAAGUGAAGAUCGCUUUGAUUUUAGGUUCAGCACUCACCAACCAGCAAGUUUUCAUGGAGUUUUUCUUUUUUUAACAAGAACACAAUCUACAGAAAUGGACUCUUCAGGUGCUUUGUAAAAAAACAUGUCUGCCUUUAUUUGAACUAAGGGCUGCAGUGAGUAAUUAUCUGUAUAAUCAAUUAAUCUGUUACACUUAGAAAUGUUUAUAAAAUGUGUAAAUAAGUCCCUUCAGAUUCCCAGAGUCCUAAAGCAUUGUCUUCAUAUCGCUUCUCUUUCUUCCCAAAAAAUACAAAUUCACCUUUCUUUACUGACCUAGAGGAAAAGAGAGGAGGCAGACCUGCACAUUUCUGAAGCUGGAAUGGACAUAAACUUGAUAUUUUCAUCUAGAAACUGACACCAACACGGCAAAAUUCAACUCUGAUCUGUUUAUUAACUCAAUAAGAAUCUUUGACGACAAACAUAAAGGUCUCUGGGAACCACUACUCUUCUAUUUCUCUGCUUAUUUACCUAAUUGAUUAUUUGAGAAAUGAGUCAUGCAAUUAAAAAAAAAGCUGCUUGUGCACGUUCAGAGGAGGCGGAGCCCGCAGCAGCACACACAUCCAGGUGAAAACAUCGACACAAGGUUGAUUUUUUAUUUUAUUUUAUAGAUUUCUCUGCAGGUGUUUGGUUUAUUUCUCCCUCUCAUUUUGGUCUGCACCUCACGCUGUCAAAGUCAAACCCUGUGAAAUGAAACCAGCGUAUUGAUUAGGAUUGUCUGAAAACCUUGAGCACCACCUGGCAGGUUUAGUAGUUCAGUAUUUCACACACCAAAGGGGAUCGUUUCGUUGCAGAUUUCUUUGACGCUUCUCGCCUCUCCGGUUUAGUUUUGUAAAUAAGUUGUAAAGCUUUCACUGCCUGGACGGGAUCUCAAGUUUCAGUGAGACCGAAAGCACAACAUCCACAUGCUGGGGUUUUAGUUUUUUCUUUGCUGCAUGUUGCAAACUUCUUUUUGUUUGCAGUGAGAUCCUGCAGCAGUCAGGAAGGACGUUCCUGCUGGGACUGAUGCAGAAAGAAUUAAGAAGUCCGAUCUGAAGUGUUGGAUUCAUUUGUGACUCUUUUAAAGCUUUACAUCAGUUUGAAGGAUGUUGUUGUUUAGGACGUAGACAACGCAAUGUUUCUCCUGAUCUUUGUUUGAUUUUAUUCUUUCACACGAGACCAGCAGCAUUUUGCACAAAAUGGGAGGAGCCAUGUCAGGAAUACAGAAACUUUCUCUUCAACAAUUUAUGUAAAAAAAAAAACAGCUUUGAUGAACGGGAACAUUUUGAGUCGAGUCAAAAUGGUUUUCUAUUAAAAGAUCAACUUUGUACCAUUA
Messenger RNA from Labrus bergylta (ballan wrasse), 5989 nucleotides. RefSeq names its product polycomb protein suz12-B. The record is from RefSeq and is a predicted model, not a curated record. Gene Ontology annotation, cellular component: RSC-type complex; nucleus; ESC/E(Z) complex. Gene Ontology annotation, molecular function: chromatin DNA binding. Lineage: Eukaryota; Metazoa; Chordata; Actinopteri; Labriformes; Labridae.